AUGGCUGAAUACAAGCUAUCCUACGAGUCUCAACUGGAUGUCUACCACCCCUCCUACCGCUACGAAUCCCAUGACCCGCGUGACUGGAAAUCCGCCGGUCUUCGUGGACCAGCACUUCCCGCCCUAGGAAACGCAACUGCCGGUGCAGUCGGCGCAGCCAUCUCCAAUGUGGUCGUCUACCCCCUCAAUGUCAUCGUCGCCCGUCUACAGACCCAAACCCAGAAAGACAGCGACUCGAGCGAGAAAUCGGAUGAAGAUGAGAGUCCUAACGAAAGAUAUACCAGUGUGGUGGAUGCUGCCUGCAAAAUAUACGCGCAGCAAGGUAUCGCCGGCUUCUACCCUGGUCUGGCGCAGGACACUUGGAAGACCGUGGCGGAUUCGUUCCUCUUCUUUCUUGCAUAUAGUGCCAUCCGCCGGAAGAGGAUAGUCGCGCAGGUAGGUGUAGAGCGAGCCGCCAAGAGCGAAAAUAUCGUCCUUCCGAUAAUCGACGAACUUGCCGUUGGUAUCUUGGCUGGCUCGUUUGCGAAGCUAUUCACCACACCACUGUCGAGUAUCGUCGCGCGCAAACAGACUUCUGCGACACGAAAGGGUGGAAACGCGAAGAAAUUGUCAACCAGCGAAAUCGCAGCUCGUAUUCGCGCUGAGAAGGGAAUCCUAGGCUUUUGGUCUGGAUACUCGGCCACCCUGAUACUCACCCUGAAUCCAUCUCUCACGUUCUUCCUCAAUGAAUUCCUCAAACAGACCCUCCUCCCACGAUCGAAGCGCGACAAACCCUCUCCAGCUUUGACAUUCCUUUUGGCGGCCGUAAGCAAAGUCGCCGCCUCGUCAAUCACAUACCCGUUCUCCCUUGCGAAAACCAGGUCUCAAGUAAUGAGCUCGGACUCUAAGUCUAAGUCUGGAACUGCAAAGACUCACGCUUCCCUUCUCGCCACUCUUACUCCAGAAAUACUUUCCACAGUCGCCACCAUCGCCCGCACAGACGGUAUACCAGGGCUCUACGCCGGCCUUCACGGUGAAGUGCUGAAAGGCUUCUUCUCGCACGGCUUUACAAUGCUCGCGAAAGACGCCGUGUACUCGUUUAUAAUCAAGAGCUACUACCUCCUUCUGAUGCUGGGACGUCGCUAUCCCACGCCAGACGAACUUAUCCAGCGUGCCCGUGAACAGGCAGAGGAAUAUACCGAGAUUGCACGUGAAGGAGCGCGUCACCUAGCGGAGAGAACAAAGGAGGGCGCCGAGGAGGUACUGAAUGCUAAUUCUGGCGGUAACGCUGUUGAUAUGACAUCAGACUCCGCUGGUGCUGCUGAUGCUGCUGGAAGUGCGGACCGCGGCAUUGAUGUUUCUUCAGGCCUCAAGGUUCCUGUUCCAUCGGUUUCUGAUGAAAUAAAUGAGACGGCUGAGCUGGUCGGUGAUUAUGUUGAGGAUGAAGCGGCCGAGUGGAAGAGCCUUUAUCAUUGGUUUUGGGAGAAGGAUCGUGGGCCGCAUCGGGAUUAA
This is a messenger RNA of Penicillium egyptiacum, 1491 nucleotides long. NCBI's taxonomy places the organism in Eukaryota, Fungi, Ascomycota, Eurotiomycetes, Eurotiales, Aspergillaceae. The record is from the annotation of a GenBank genome assembly.